Molecule: messenger RNA, 1113 nt
Organism: Blumeria graminis f. sp. triticale
Lineage: Eukaryota; Fungi; Ascomycota; Leotiomycetes; Helotiales; Erysiphaceae
Source: the annotation of a GenBank genome assembly
AUGGACCAUACAUUGUUGGUACUGGAGCUCCACUCGGAUUCUUUACCAGUGUAUCAUUUGACGAACCUGCCAUCAUCUCGACCCAGUUGGGCGAAGAAGGCCGCCAUCUUUUUCAUUGAAGAGUUUAAGGUAGAUAACGUUCGUCAUAUGAUGGCACCAACUUCGUUGCAGGAUCUGUUCCAAGGAUUCGAUGCGGUAGGACUGUACAUGUAUGGCAUUGAGUUUUGCUACUUUUUUAUGUGCUACAUCGGUAAGUUCGCUCAAGAAUACCGGAAAGAGAUGGAUACAAAGGAGAAGGACUUCUUUUGGGAGCGAGUCCAUCACUACAGAAAGAUACUUCUUGAUGAUGAAAGACUAAAUCCACUGAAAAGACUCCUCGAUCCGUCAUCUUCUAGCAAAUGGCCGUUUCCUCAUGACAAUCGGACUCGGUCUAAAAGAUACGAACCUGAAGCUCGGCGGAACUCGGAGCAAAACCGAUCGAUCAAUGAAUCCAAUAGUCCAUCGGACUUAUUCACGAACCCGAUGUGUCGUUUGGAACUAGAGAAUCCUUCUCCUAAGAAAUAUACUCGGGGAUCGUCAUUCAUGAUAUUCAAUAAAUGUAAAAACUGCAAAAGAAAUCAAGAUGGAAAUGAAACAUUGAUAAUCAUCACUGAGUCGGAUGAACCAGCUGUGAACAAUGAGUGGUCGGGAAUUCCAAAACCAAAAUUAUCAACGCCGCUUGCAUCCGAACGGAUCUUCUCGUCUACUGCAUCAAGUAAAAGGGACCCGAAGUCGACUUAUAUUCCACAUGUCCGAUCUUUAGAUCUUGUUGGUGGUAAAUCGAAGAUUCCGCGAUUGAAGCGCCCGAAAUUUCAAGCCGCCAUUUCCUGCUCAACCCGACCCAGAAAGAAGCCAGCGAAAUGGAAUGAAUCAAAUGAAAGAAAAGAAAAUUUCACAGCAGCUACUGUGCAGUCGAAAAAUAUCCGAAAGCCAAAUUUAUCAGUUCCAUCUCAAAAGGUUUCUCCAUCCAAACCUGAUAGAUUUAAAAAAACUCACGCUCCCUGCGCAGUGGUAGAGCCUAUCAAAAAGACUGGUCAAGUAAAUCGAGUAUGGCAAAAGAAAGCUCGGGUAUAG